AAUCACAUGUGCACCAUCGUCACUCGCUAUCUCUGCUUUAAACCAUCUUAGAUUGUGAGAUGAGAAUCAGAUGGGAGAUCGGAAAUGCGGGAUCAUACUUAAGAGAGAGGAGAAAAAAAGAAGAAUCCAAACCUUCUACCCUUGUGACUGCAAAUUUUAUUCUUCGCCUCAUCGCUUAAAAUGUGGAGUUCCAUUACUUCCAUAUUCUUUGAAUGUAUUUUCUUCAUCAAGAACAUAUGAUUUCCAAGCCCAUUUUCGCUAAGGCGGGGUUCUCGUAGUUCUUUCUAAAAUCUAAAUUUCAUUUAAAAUACGUAAAAUAAAAGAAAGAAGGAGACAAAGAGGAAAACUGAGGACUCAUAAAUCUCGUUUAUAAUCUACUCCAGUUCAAAGCCUUUUAGGGUUUAGAAGAAUUCCCGAAAAGAGAAUCGGAAACUGUAGAAACCUUGGAGCAGCUUUGGUUUUGUUUUUUUUCUUUGUUCCGAUCAAACCCUAGGGUUUUUGCGGAUACUAGGGUUUGGUGGCGAUGUCUGCGGGAGUUUGCGGUAAGCGUCUGGGAUUCGAAGAAAUCUUCGGAUCUUCGACGCCGACGUCUUCGGCUAAGAGAGCGAGGUGUUCUAGUUUUGGUUCUCCUAUCCGUUCGGCAGAUUUCGGGUUCGGCUCUGAGGAUAAGGUCUCCCUUUUGCUACGAAUGUUCCCUUCGAUGGAUCGAGAGGUUGUUCGUGCAGAAAUCUUUUUCGUUUUGUCCUUUCUGGUGGUAGAAACUGUUCUCAAUACUCACAAUCACAACAUUGAAGAUGCUAUUGAAAGUCUUCAUGCUCUCUGCCUUGGUAGCAUUUCUGCCAAAAACGAAGCACAGAACCUUGAUCCAAUGGUGAUUGCAAAUUGCCCAACAGGUUUUAGGUCUGCACAUCCAGGCAAUGAAAGUUGUCAGAUAUCAGAGCAGGAGACUGAAAAUUUAGAGGAUAACAAUUCAACUUGUGAGGGUAAAAACGCUGCAAGUGGAACUGCAUGGAUAGACAUUUUUGUGCAAGAAAUGAUGAACGCCACAGAUCUUGAUGAUGCCAGGGGUCGCGCUGCUACAAUCUUAGAGGCUUUUGAAAGGAAUGUUGUUGCUCAGGCAAGAACAUUGGAGGAGCAGGAGAUUGCUUCUCUAAGAGAGAAUCUGCAGAGCUUGUUGAAGGACAAUCAAAUACUGAAGAGAGCAGUUGCCAUACAGCAUGAACGCAAUUUGGAGCAGGAGGAGAAGGUGAGGGAAGUACAACAGUUGAAGAACUUGAUAAGUCAGUACCAAGAACAAGUACGAACAUUGGAGCUGAACAAUUACACACUGAAGCUCCAUCUGCAAAGGGCACAAGAGAGUAGUUCCAUUCCGGGGCAUUUUCAUCCAGAUGUAUUUUAAGCCUAUUUUUCUCUCCAUCUGUUAUUUGUGGGUAUGUAUUAUAUAAUUUAUUUGUUGAUUCCCCAAAGUGUUAUGAGCCACCAUAAAAAAUGAAGGUUCUUGCGCGGUUCUGACCAAUCUGGCAAUCGGUUAUAGUGUUAUACAGUUCAAACCACCAUGCGGCUGCUGUGGCAAUUUCCAGUUAUCUGCCAAGUCGCCGGUCUCUGCUUAAUAGGUGUUUAUAUAUAUAUAUAUAUUUGAAAUGCUAGAAAGAGGGUAUGCUUUGCCUUGUAUCAGUAUUAUACAUUGCAUCUUUUCUUUGAUUAAUUCCACUUAGAUGGUAAGUUAUAA
Nelumbo nucifera (sacred lotus) is the source of this 1729-nucleotide messenger RNA. RefSeq lists its product as uncharacterized. The record is from RefSeq and is a predicted model, not a curated record. Gene Ontology annotation, molecular function: ubiquitin binding. Lineage: Eukaryota; Viridiplantae; Streptophyta; Magnoliopsida; Proteales; Nelumbonaceae.